UAAGGGUGACGUCAGUGUGAGGUCCACAAGGAGACGUUCAGGUGAAAAGAGGUUGAGGUGGAAAACACGAGAUGCUCGGCAAGGAGAGUCGGAAUAUUGUUAUUUCCAUGUCUCUGUCUGAACUGAAAUGUUGAAAAUAUUCGUAAAACGGGAUUAACCUCGCGGGAGAUUAGUACGACAUCAACAUUCGAUCGAGAUCGCACGAAUAUGAUGCACGCGCGCAUAUCCAACCGUCGUUGUGUCUCGAGCUCGCUGUGGUUUUGUUAUACGAGCUGAGAGGAAAUCGAGCGCAACAGUUACCAGUUAUUCUUGAUCUGAGACCAGAAGAAACACAAAAGCCGUCUGGAUAAUAUGUGAUGUGAUAACCUUUGUGAGAAGCUAUAAGGAACGGACACCUUCUUAGGGGGAUGCUUGCUCGCCGUGACCGUCGCCACCGUAGAAACGCGGUGGUACACGCAGUUGAUGGGGUGAAAUAGGUUACGGAGAGGUCCUAACGGCGGACCGCAGCGCUGUUUUCCAUCCUGGACUUGACGUGAAGUGAUAAUACAUGUUAGUAAAAGAUGCAAGGGGUGACGGUGACGGGAGAAGCGCCCACACUGAAUGGGGGUGGAAGAGAGGAGCAGCGUCCCCUCAAGCAGUCCCUGAGCGGCUCGCUGUGCCGAGAGUCCCAUUGGAAGUGCCUGCUGCUCACCUUGCUCAUGUAUGGCUGUUUCGGCACGCUAGGCUGGUGUUCCCUGUACCGCAUAACCGUUAUGAGUUCUAGUGUCCACGGCUUCUACGGAGACCAAGUCCCACUCUACGAAAGCCCGUGUUCUAACGGUUAUGUGUACAUCCCUGUGUCCUUCUUGGCUAUGCUCUACGUGGUCUACUUGGUAGAGUGCUGGCACUGUUACUCUAAAACAGCUAACCUUGCCAAGGUGGAAAUCAGCGAAGUGUAUGAUAGGAUACAGCGGCUACAGCAAGCCACGCCCUGCAUCUGGUGGAAAGCCAUCAGCUACCACUACGUACGACGUACUAGACAGGUGACGCGUUACCGCAACGGAGACGCCUACACCACCACACAGGUGUACCACGAAAGAGUUAACACACAUGCGUCGAGCUCCGAGUUUGAUUACUCACGCCUUGGAGUCAAAGACGUUUCUAAGGAGCUUCAGGGCCUGUUGGAGCAUCCCGUCACACGCUUACGGUUCACCAAGUGCUUCAGCUUUGCCAGUGCCCGUGCAGAGACUGCCUACCUCACACAGAGAGCACGCUUCUUUGGUGACAACGAGGGUUUGGAUGACUACAUGGAAGCACGGGAGGGCAUGCAUCUUAAAAACGUGGACUUUCGGGAACACAUGUUGGCUUUCCCCAACCCAUCCCGGCCACCUUGGUACACUCGACGCUGGGUGUACUGGCUGGCUUCUGCUAUUCUGCUGUCGUGGCCUCUUCGUGUAAUUGCCGAGUACCGCACGGCAUACGUCCACUACCACGUUGAGAAACUGUUUGGUGAAAAUGAGGAUGCCAAUGAUAAUGACAAUACAGAGACAGGGAACUAUUGCACAGGUUUUGAACAUGGCACUGGCGGUCCCACCCUGCGUGUCAUAUCACGGGUCAACACGGUGGAUAUGACAGAACUGGAAUGGCACAUUCGGUGUAACCAGCAGAUGGUGCCGAGCUACUCUGAGGCCUUGCUUAUGGAUUUGGAUAUGAACACAAACACGCCGUUGUCUGUUGCUAUGGCAGCACAGAUGCGACGCAAUUCUAGCUACUUCCUUCAGAGCUGCCCCAGGUGCCGGAGGUCGACGAGCAGCUCCUCCCUGCCUUCUUGGGUUAGGGGGAAUGUGGUCACAGGGACAAACUCAUUUCCCAUCAGGCCUGGCGGUAGGCUGUCGCUCAGUCGCAGCGGAUUCUCUCUUGGGCGUUUACAUACCGCAAGAAGCCGCCACCCCUGCCUGUUUCACUCAAGAAGCCUCGGAGGAGGGAUGGGCGGACGAGUAGAAGAGGGAGGCGGUGGUUUUCUUGGUCUUGGGUUUAGAGUGCCAGAUGAGGAGAGGAGAGGCGUAUUAGAGAGCGAAGGUCUGGAAGACGAGGUGGAAGAGAGAGAGAAUGAAGAGCACAGGGAGAAUGAGGGAGACAGACCACCCACCUACCAGGAUGCUCUCCAUUUUCCUGUGUUAAUCAUUCACGGGGAGGAGAGCUGCCAUGGGGGGCGUGGCAUUGACACGGGUUAAAAUAAUGCCUAUGACUUAAAGAAAAGAAUGUAAGAAAUGUUUGCAAAACAGAUUGAAGACGCAGAGGGGAAUUAUUAACAUACCAGUAGCUAUGGGGGGGAUUAAAAUGUAAAGGGUAAAAUGCUCAAGUUGUGAACCUUAAAGACUGAUCUGUGUCAAUGUGUGACAUUGCAGAACAUAAAUUCGUUCAAGUGUAGAAUGUUGUGAGGAUCGAAAUGAAAAUAAUAUACAUCGGUCACGUCAUUUUCAUGUCAAGAGCUCUGGCUUGAUACAGACUGACCUUAAAUGCGUAUAUUGUAGUAAAUACCUAGCAGAAAAAUAUAAUAGGCAUGGAACAUCAGUGUCCUGAAUUUUCCAUUCCUAAAAUGUCUGGCAUAUCAUGUCCAUAACAGACAAAAAAGUCCAGUGUCCUUUUUUUGACCAUGAAUAUAAUGCAGUUGAUGUGAAAAAUAGGGCAUCUGCAACAUACUAAAGGCUGGGAAUUUUGGGACAUACGCUGGUGUAGUUCUGUAAAUGUGUUAGUGAACAACAUGCAAUGUAGCGUUUGGAUGAAGGGUCUGUGAUAGCACUAAAUGCACACUGUAUUUCAAUAGACAUCCGGAGGAAGGAAACAUCACUAAUUUAUAGAAAAGACAGAACGGACAGUAACAAAACCAAACGGUUCUCAGGGGGAAAGUAUGUUUUAUUUGAUUUGAUUUUGUAAAAAAUAGUAAAACAAAACAAUACGUGUGGGAUGGUAAAAACUAAUAAGAUGAAGGUGAGUGUAGUAGGUGAAUGGUAAUACCUCACUGUUUUUCACUGUGCUUUAAUCCACUGUCCUGGGUAUUGACUUCUUUUAAUCUCUUGAUCUUUUUAAUUGCCUGGUAGAAGCACGGUGCUUAUGACUUCACUCAUGUCUGCCUUAGAGGUGUCUAAUGUCAGCCUCAUGUCUACUGCAGCCAAAUGAGCGUAGAUCUGUUCAGCAGCAGCUAAAUGUAUUUCUUUUUAUAUCCCAACACCCAGUUAAACACAUAGAACAAAAGAAUGAUUGAUGCCUAAGAGAAGAACAUUCUUCUCAUUCAUUUCUCCUAUAGACUGUUAGAAACAUUCAAAUAUGGCCCGUUUCGUUUUGAUACAAGUAUUAUUACUCAUAGAAGAAAUGAACAACACUAGAUUAGUGUAACAACUCACCGUCCCAUGUAGUCACAUCUGUGAUAUGUGUAAAAUAAAUCAAAUGUAAGUCAAGCACAAAGUGUCAUCCACUUUACAAACAAUGCAGGGGCUUAUAUGGGGAAAAAUACUGUAAUUUUAAUGGGCAGAUGGAACGAAUGUAAAAACAGCUUUGCACAUUCACAGGAUGUUAUUUAAAAAAAAAGUAAAUGUAAAAUCCAAAGCACACAUCAAGAGCAUCCCUGUGUUGUUUGUAGGAUUUCCACCGAUCAAAUUAUUGCUCCUGUGUCAAUAAGCACUAACAUAUCUCAGUGAUGAGGAAUGAUGCAGUGGUCAUGGCCAUGAAACUCUUAUUAAUAAAAUCAAAUCAUGAACAAUU
Messenger RNA from Triplophysa rosa, 3741 nucleotides. RefSeq names its product transmembrane protein 151B (gene tmem151a). NCBI's taxonomy places the organism in Eukaryota, Metazoa, Chordata, Actinopteri, Cypriniformes, Nemacheilidae. The coding region runs from base 561 to 2213 and encodes 550 amino acids. The record is from RefSeq and is a predicted model, not a curated record. The transcript is spliced from 2 exons.